This is a messenger RNA of Phacochoerus africanus (Common warthog), 3971 nucleotides long. It is a transcript of the gene GALNT1, whose product is annotated as polypeptide N-acetylgalactosaminyltransferase 1. Gene Ontology annotation, cellular component: Golgi apparatus. NCBI's taxonomy places the organism in Eukaryota, Metazoa, Chordata, Mammalia, Artiodactyla, Suidae. The coding region runs from base 217 to 1896 and encodes 559 amino acids. The transcript has 13 exons. The record is from RefSeq and is a predicted model, not a curated record.
GAUACUUGUAUCCUUAAAUCUUUAAUCCACCUGGAACUGGAUAUUUGGAUGGUGUGAGGAGAUGUGGGACAUGUGGAUUUGGGAUAUGAAUUCAUUUGAAAAGCCACUUUGGGGUUAUGAACGUGAUUUCUGAUGAAACUGGAUUGGAAUAAUUUUCAUGAUCUUUAUAUAUUUAUAUAUAUAUAUUUUAAAAUUUUGCAUUUGACUUAAAGUGCCAUGAGAAAAUUUGCAUAUUGCAAGGUGGUCCUAGCCACCUCCUUGAUUUGGGUACUCUUGGAUAUGUUCCUGCUGCUUUACUUCAGUGAAUGCAACAAAUGUGAUGAAAAAAAAGAGAGAGGACUUCCUGCUGGGGACGUUCUAGAGCCAGUACAAAAGCCUCAUGAAGGUCCUGGAGAAAUGGGGAAACCAGUCGUCAUUCCUAAAGAGGACCAAGAAAAGAUGAAAGAGAUGUUUAAAAUCAAUCAGUUCAAUUUAAUGGCAAGUGAGAUGAUUGCACUCAACAGAUCUUUACCAGAUGUUCGGUUAGAAGGGUGUAAAACAAAGGUGUAUCCAGAUAAUCUUCCUACAACAAGUGUGGUGAUUGUUUUCCACAAUGAGGCUUGGAGUACACUUCUGCGAACUGUCCAUAGUGUCAUUAAUCGCUCACCAAGACACAUGCUAGAAGAAAUUGUUCUAGUAGAUGAUGCCAGUGAAAGAGACUUUUUGAAAAGACCUCUAGAGAGUUAUGUGAAAAAGUUAAAAGUACCGGUUCAUGUAAUUCGAAUGGAGCAACGUUCUGGAUUGAUCAGAGCUAGAUUAAAAGGAGCUGCUGUGUCUAAAGGUCAAGUGAUCACCUUUUUAGACGCUCACUGUGAAUGUACAGUGGGGUGGCUGGAGCCUCUCUUAGCCAGGAUCAAACAUGACAGGAGGACAGUGGUCUGUCCUAUCAUUGAUGUGAUCAGUGAUGAUACUUUUGAGUACAUGGCAGGUUCUGACAUGACCUAUGGCGGGUUCAACUGGAAGCUCAAUUUUCGCUGGUAUCCUGUUCCCCAAAGAGAAAUGGACAGAAGGAAAGGUGAUCGUACUCUUCCCGUCAGAACACCUACAAUGGCAGGAGGCCUUUUUUCAAUAGACAGAGAUUACUUUCAGGAAAUUGGAACAUAUGAUGCUGGAAUGGAUAUUUGGGGAGGAGAAAACCUAGAAAUUUCCUUUAGGAUUUGGCAGUGUGGAGGGACAUUAGAGAUUGUUACUUGCUCACAUGUUGGACAUGUGUUUCGGAAAGCUACACCCUACACGUUUCCAGGAGGCACAGGGCAGAUUAUCAAUAAAAAUAACAGACGACUUGCUGAAGUGUGGAUGGAUGAAUUCAAGAAUUUCUUCUAUAUAAUUUCUCCAGGUGUUACAAAGGUAGACUAUGGAGAUAUAUCAUCAAGACUUGGUCUGAGACACAAACUUCAAUGCAGACCUUUCUCUUGGUACCUAGAGAAUAUUUAUCCCGAUUCUCAGAUUCCACGUCAUUAUUUCUCCUUGGGAGAGAUACGAAAUGUGGAAACAAAUCAGUGUCUAGAUAACAUGGCUAGAAAAGAGAAUGAAAAAGUUGGGAUUUUUAACUGUCACGGUAUGGGAGGUAAUCAGGUAUUCUCAUACACUGCCAACAAAGAAAUUAGAACAGAUGACCUUUGCCUGGAUGUCUCCAAACUUAAUGGCCCAGUCACAAUGCUCAAAUGCCACCACCUAAAAGGCAACCAACUUUGGGAGUAUGACCCAGUGAAGUUAACCCUGCAGCAUGUGAACAGUAAUCAGUGCCUGGACAAAGCCACAGAAGAGGAUAGCCAGGUGCCCAGCAUUAGAGACUGCAGUGGAAGCCGGUCCCAGCAGUGGCUUCUUCGAAACGUCACCCUUCCAGAAAUAUUCUGAGACCAAAUUUACAGAAAAAAAAGAAGAAAAUUUGGAUUGACUGGGCUACCUCAGCAUACAUUUCUGCCACAUUCUUAAAUAGCAAAAAAGGAAAGUACUUUCCUCCUGCAGGAUGAGGGUUUAUCAGCCAUUAAAACUUAGACUGCUCUCGCUUUCACUUGCUGUGAACCAGCCUGCCUGUCCAAGGACGUGGAACUACACAGUAGCGAGACUGCACACCGAUGUUUACAAGAUUGAAAAUGUCUUUCAUCAAGAAUCAUUGCAAAGAAUACACAGACAGUGAAACAACCUACGAAACGUGCUUUCCGGAGAACCACACCUUUUAUGGUUUGCUUGCACAUCAGUACUUUCUGCUGAUUGUGCUGGCGUAAUGAAGAGACGUCCAAGGUGUUUUUUUCUGAUUAGAACUGGUAGCCAGUAUAUUAAAUAUUGAUGUAAUAAAUGAAAAAGAACUGGAACCAGAUUCAGAAUCAUGAAAACGUUUUUACAACAAUUUAAAAAACUAUAUUAAACAGGGUUUAAAGGAAAUUAAAACAGAACUAUGAGAAGUACAAUUUGUUAUAGUAUAGUAUCAAAUUUCUAUAUAGAUUUUAUACCUCAGUGGGGAAAAAUAACUGAUUCCAAUGACAUUCAUUUUGUUUUCAUCUGUGAUAGUCAUGAUGCUUUUUUUUUUUUUCCUUGGGGUGCUGAAAUUGAGCUGAAAAAAGAAAUGGCUCUUUGAACGUAGUUUUAAUUGCUUUCUACAAUCUUUUUAAUUUGGUUUGUGGGCUGCUGGAAUUGUAAUUUUUAAUUGCCUUCAAAAAUGGAGAUUUAAAUAACGUGUGGUCUCACUGAAUGAGUUAGAUAUCUCAGUUGCUCUUGGGUCAACUGGCUUAUAGACGUGCUCUCUUUCACACAAACACAUACACACACACAAACACAUUUCUUAUUAGAUUUUCAACUUUAUAACUUGGUUCCACUGAUACGCUUAAUACCCAAGAUUCAUACUACUGUACUACAGAUUUAUUUUCACAGCAAUAAAUCUUCUGUUGUUUAUGAUUCCAUUCAACAAAAGGCCUACAGAAGUGAUUCAUUAAUUGGUUAUUUGGAGAUGAUACAUUUGAUGAUUUUUUUUUUUGGAAAACUUUUUUCACUCCAUACUCAGAUGUGCUUCAUUGUCAAGUGCAUAUUUAGAUUAGGUUCUUGAAUUGUAAUGUUGAUCUGCUGCUUUUUUUUUUUUUUAAUAAAAUUUGACUGAAAAUGUUUAAUUGGCAUUUUUUAAUGAGUUAGCCAAAGAAGUGCAGCUCUUAUUCUACAUCAUUAGUCCUGCAUUUCUUCCCUAAAUUCCAUUUAGGUUAAAUGGACUUUCUUUUUCUGAUUUUUUUUAACACCACAAGAUAACCUGAGUAUUGAUUAAAAGUUGAGCAUGAAUUAAUGUUUUAAUGUCACAGAAAAUCUCAUUGUGACAUUUUUCCUGAUCUGUGGAGAAAUCCAUUGGCAAAAGUGCGUAUAUUUUCUUGUUUAUUUGUAAGAUUAUAUUUAAUGAUAUUCUUUUCUUCAUCAAAUACUCACUGCAGGCAGUGCUAUUUCUGUGCCUAAGAAUGUUUCUGAACGUUGCAUCAUUAAUGAUACUUGCCAAGUUGAGUGUACAGAAGGUUUCUCAUAUCCUAUUCAAGUUAAUAUCAAGCACAUGUCGAUGCUUUAGGGUGAGGCUGUAGUACAGAAUACAUAAACUUUUCCCCCAGGAAAUCUGAGUCAAAGCAGGUGUCGGAUGGGAUUUUUUUUUUCCUACUCCAUGAGCUGUGUUAAUUCUCUAUCUUUGGUAGGUUUAAUGCUUGAAUAAAUCAGGUAUCUAAUCAAUAAAUUAUUUUCAUGCUCAGAAUGUCAGGUUUUUGUACUCUAGUGUAGUUUGGUCUUAUUCUUUACUGUAAGAAAGCUUAACAGCAAUGUGAUUCAAGGUUUUGUGUUUCUUAAGAGGGGGGUGUGCGUGACUUAAUUCAUGGGUACUUUUAGAACCUGAUAGAUAAUCCCACUGCCUUUAUUUUUCUAAUUAAAGAAUUCCUAAAUACUUUGAAAAUAUAAAACAUUCCUGAAUA